Molecule: messenger RNA, 1601 nt
Organism: Leptidea sinapis
Lineage: Eukaryota; Metazoa; Arthropoda; Insecta; Lepidoptera; Pieridae
Product: cysteine sulfinic acid decarboxylase
Exons: 8
Coding region: 131-1579 (482 amino acids)
Biological process (GO): carboxylic acid metabolic process
Cellular component (GO): cytoplasm
Molecular function (GO): pyridoxal phosphate binding; carboxy-lyase activity
Source: RefSeq, a predicted model, not a curated record
CAAUACGUUAGUACUUAGUGGUGUCUGCUGUCUGGUCACUAACUCACUAGUCACUACUCGCUGGUGUAUUAUAAGCCAGUAUUGCUCCAACAUUCUUUGAAACAACACAUUAUGGUAAAGAGGUUUUAUAAUGGAUCGUGGUGGUAACUUUUUAGAGAGAGUUUAUGGUAUAAUAGAGGAAGAAAGUUCGUGUCACACUCCGCUUGUGAACUUCAAGUACCCUGAGGAAUUGCAGGAAAUUCUUCGUAAUGACUUGGACAUAUCAGAACCAGUGUCGAACGAAGAGUUGGAGAAGUCAGUUCGGAAGAUACUGCAGUACAGUGUGAAGACGAACAAACACACGUUCAGGAACCAGUUGUACGGCGCUACAGAUCCGUAUGGUUUGGCGGGCGCAUGGAUAGCUGAGGCAUUCAACACAAGCCAAUAUACAUUCGAAGUAGCCCCUGUCUUUACUCUAAUUGAGUUAAACGUGAUAUCUCGUGUCCUCGAUAUGUUUGGACUCAGCAAUGGGGACGGCAUAUUUAGUCCAGGGGGAAGUAUCUCCAUGAUGUAUGCCUUAGUCGCAGCCAGAUAUAAGGCAUUCCCGGAAAUCAAAUCAAAAGGAAUGAAAAAUCUACCAGAAAUGACUAUAUAUACUUCUGAAGAUAGUCACUAUUCAAUCAUGAAGGCUGCUCACUGGCUUGGGUUCGGCACAGAAAGUGUCAGAACGGUCAGAGUAAACGGCUCCGGCCAGAUGAUUACAGAAGAGCUUGAAGUUGCUUUAAAACAUGAUUUGUCUCAUCAAAGAUAUCCAGUUAUGGUAAAUGUAACAGCUGGUACCACGGUUCUUGGUGCUAUUGAUGACAUCGAAGAAAUAUCUGCAAUAUGUCGGAAAUACAAGAUCUGGAUGCAUGUCGAUGCAUGUUGGGGUGGUAGUUUAUUAUUAUCACCCAAAUUUAAAAUUAAACUGAAAGGAAUAGAAAAUGCAAACUCGAUAUCGUGGAACCCACACAAGAUGGCCGGCGCUCCUCUGCAGUGCUCGCUAUUUCUUCUUAGCGAGAAGAAUCUAUUACACGAAGCCAACUCAGCGGCUGCACAGUAUUUGUUCCAACAAGACAAGUUUUACGAUGUGCGAUACGAUACGGGGGAUAAAAGUAUACAGUGUGGCAGAAAGGUCGAUGCUUUUAAGCUCUGGAUGAUCUGGAAAGCCCGCGGUAUCGAGGGUAUGGCUCAUAUGACAGAACAUACCAUGGAGCUGGCAGAGUUCUGCUUGCAGUCUGUCGCUAGCAAGCCUGGGUUCCGUUUGGUGAUAGCGCCGAUGCAGUGCCCUAACGUCUGCUUCUGGUAUAUACCCUCGUUUAUGAGACAUCAAGUGGAAGAUGACUCGUGGUGGGAGCUGAUGCACAAGAUAACGCCAAAGAUAAAAGAGUUAUUGACAAAGAGCGCUCGACUAAUGGUGGCUUACUCCCCGCUUCGACACCACAAGAACUUCUUUCGAAUAGCUUUCACAUUCCACCCAGUUCUAGAAGACAAACAUGUGCUUGAAAUGCUGCAAGCUAUUGAAGAAUGUGGAGAAAUGAUUACAUCGGAUAUGCUGUGAUUAAAUAUAAUAAUAAAUUCAA